AUGAGCGGGGGCAGCACCGUCGCGGCCGUUGGCGGUGCAGCGGCGGCGCUACGGUCGGCCGCCGCCGCCGGCGACCUCGCCACGUGCCAGCGCCUGCUGGGGGCGGCGAAAUGCGCCCGCUUCUCGCGCGACGAACACGGACGCACCGCCCUUCAUCUGGCGGCGGGCGGCGGCCGCGUGGCGGUGGUGCGGCUGCUGCUGGACGCCGCCGCCCCCAGGGAGGUGGACGGACCGGACGGGGCGGGCUGCACGGCGCUGCAGAGGGCGGCGGCUGACGGACACGAGGAGGUGGUGCGGCUGCUGCUGGCCAGGGGGGCGGACGUCGACAAGCAAGACACGCUGCAUGGCAACAGCGCAUUACACGAAGCUGCGUGGAAAGGUUACAGCCGAAGUCUGCGCAUCUUGGCGGCGUCGGGCGCCAAGUUGUCCGUCGUAAACGCCGGGGGAUUCACAGCGUUGCACCUGUGUUGCCAGAACGGCCACAACCAGUGUUGCCGCGAGUUGCUUUUGGCAGGUGGCAAUCCGGACACGCAGAAUAAUUACGGCGACACGGCGUUGCACACGGCUGCGAGGUACGGGCAUGCGGGUGUCACCAGGAUUUUGAUUUCUGCGCAGUGCAAGGUCAGCGAGCAGAAUAAAAAUGGCGACACUGCCCUGCAUAUUGCGGCGGCUAUGGGACGCAGAAAGCUGACCAGGAUUUUGUUGGAAGCGGGUUGCGAGAGGAGUGUGAGGAACAAGCAAUGUGAAACUGCCAGGGACAUAGCCUUGAGGAAAGACUUGCGCGAGAUAGUGCCCAUAUUGGAGGAUAUAGUCCCGAAGAAGGAUAAAAAGUUACAGAAAGCAGCCAAGAAGAGGUCCAAAAGCAAAGUUAGAUUCGAAGGAAAAGACGUUGUAGAUAGCCCCGAAAAACCCAAAAACUGGUCUCCUUACGGAUGCCACUACUACCCCGACCCAGAAGCCUUUCCUUCGCCUAGAUUAGACUCCCUACCUCACGAGCCUUUGAAAAAAGGCGAACAGUACUACCUAGACUUGGCCGGCAACAUUUGCAAAGGCCCUGUGGGUGUGGGCUACACCUGCUACUGCGCACCGCUGUUCAGGCACAUCGAGGCCAAGCUCGAAAAGGACAAGAAAGAGUUACAAAGAGCGCAAGUGCGUUUAGGACAGCGCGUGGCAGGUUUAGAGCAAAAGUUAAACCGCGGUUCGCACGCUAGACGGUCGGAAAGAGUUCAACCCACAACGUCCAGGGAAAUUGAGCCCAAUUUGGUGCGUAGCAGAAGCCUGGAGAUGCUGGACAACAUUGAAAUCGCCCCCCUACAAACUACAAGGAGUAUGGACGAGCUUGACCCCGUGAUCGCAGACGCAGACUCCAGACCCUCGGUGAAGGAACUCGUAGCCAGGAUCCAGCAACAGGUGAACAGCAACUCGGGGGGCAACAAUUCCGAGUCUAGCGACGACGAGGACGCCCCCUUGCGUAUGACGCACCAAAAGGGGCCGAUGGGCGACUCCAACAUGGCGUCGGUUGGGCUGCAGAUGCCCAAUUACGAGAACGUGCCCACCAAUGAAGCGCCCAGGUCCAGGAGCGGGUUGUACAAUCCUAACGGUGGCAGUACUGCUCUUAUCGACUCGAAUACCAGGUACAUCGAGCCAAUCGUGAAGAUACAGGAGUCUAAUAUAAGGUAUAACGACACUUACACCAAGUACAUGCACCCAGCCCCUUCGGGCGCCAAACUGGACCCGCGCUACCAGCACCAAGCGGCACCGGAAACCCGCUACCACCAGCCGGAAGGCGACUUCCGGCUGCAGUACUACGCCGCGCAGGAGAUCCCGCCCCCCGCCCAGGCCUACUACGACCACGGCGUGAACGCAAGGCUGGCCAAGCUGCGGCUGCUCGACGGCGCGAAGGCUCACGACGCGAAGACGCCGCUCGAGGGGACGUCGCGACGCCUCGACACGACGCGCUACGACCAGAACCACAACGACCACGUCGACAGGGACACGAACAACGAUUCGGGGUACUCCACCAAGGUGUACGGCAGCAGCAAGGGCAACUCGCCCAGUUUGUCGGGGCAGAUAGACAACGAGUGCAUUGGCGCGUCCAGUUUGGUGUGA
This is a messenger RNA of Brassicogethes aeneus, 2109 nucleotides long. The record is from the annotation of a GenBank genome assembly. Lineage: Eukaryota; Metazoa; Arthropoda; Insecta; Coleoptera; Nitidulidae.